GUAUACACACUUUUUAAAUGUCAUGAGUUCUGACCACGGUACUUCUUUACUGAUAUGGGUAAUUAUUGUUGCAGAAGAAGGAGACAAAAAAAAAAGCUUACUCUUCUCUUGGUAGGAUUAGACAACGCAGGUAAAACUAAAGCUGCCAAUGGUCUUGUUGGAGAUAGACUAAACUCCCCAGUACCUACGGUUGGAUUUUCGGUAGUGAAUCUAAAAUAUUCUGAUUAUUCAGUCAAAAUUUUCGAUUUAGGAGGUGGACCUAACAUUAGAGGAAUCUGGCAGCAAUAUUUUGUAGAUGCACAUGGUCUAAUUUUUGUGAUAGACUCCAGCGACGUGUCUCGUUUUGACGAGGUAAAAAUGGUUUUGGAAGAAAUAUUAUUGAGCGACAAAAUAGCAGGAAAACCACUGUUAAUUUUAGCUAACAAACAGGAUAGCGUAAACGCAGUGGACGAAAUAGAAAUAAUAGAAUUUCUGGAUCUAGAAUACUUAGUAAACAACCGAAAAUGUCCAACAUUAGUACAGAGCUGUGCAGCAUCGGAAAGCAACGCAAACAAAUUAGACUUAGGAGUACAAAAAGGAUAUAAUUGGCUGAUGAAUUAUAUAGAUAAGCACUAUGAUAGUUUAAAUCAAAGAGUGGAACAAGAUGUGGAAGAACAAGAAAUCAAAGAGAGGCAGGAGCUCCUGGAGAAGAUUAAAAGGAUAAGAAACCUUCAUGCUUUAGAACAAAGUAAACAAAAUGAAGAUACUAUAGAAACUUACUCAGAUUAUGUUAAAAAAAUCAACGGAGAAAUAAAAUCGAUAGAAGAAGAUAAAGGCCCUAGUACAUCUGUGAUAACGUUAGAGGAUACGAAUUCUAGUCCUUCUUCUAACGAUUCAUCUAUUUCUUUUUCACCUGUAUAUGUUAACACAGCAAAUGAAAAAAACGAAAGACCAAAAUCAGCAGUGGAAUUGGUCAAACACCAGCUACAGUUGAAAGAUAGCUUCAAGAAGCCAAAUGUUAGACCUAGAUCAAAUAAAACAGCACCUAUACAUCUGUAUGGCACAAGGAUUCCUCAUUCUGCCCACGAAAGACGCAGAGAAACUCUGUUUGAUAGAAGAAACCUUAAAUCGGCUGAUAAUGUACUUUUUACCAUUAGUGGAACGUUUUCAAGUGACGCGAACGUAGUUAAUUCGAGUGGGGAUCAUAAUUCCAUAGGUCUUAAUUAUUUUGGAAGUAAAAUACAUUCUCUUAACAACUCAGGUGUGCCUUUUGUUCAUAGACCUAAUAGAGAAGGUGACGGAUUGAGUAUAGUAGACAUUUUAUAGUGUUUUAGAAGGAGAGUGUAAUAAAAUAAUCAUACGUGCCAAAAGCUAGAACAUGGGGUAAUUAGGAAAAUUUUAAACUUAAAAGAUAUUGUUUUAUCUUCGUCUUUGCUGCCAAAAAUAAUAAAAAUAAAAUAAAAUAAACACCUAAAUUAAGAACAUAUCGACCCUCCCAACGAAAACUGUCGUAACUCAAGAUCGCUCAUUCCGAGAUAAUUGCGUUUAAAAAUAAUUGUGAAAAGUGACGUUCUGUAAUUUUUUAAUUAUCACUACUACGUUUUUAAUUUUUUCACUCAGUAACUAUUUGUGCAAUCAUAAUUAUUGCAAAAGAAAUAAAACUUUCAUAAGGUUAUUCGAUUUUGGAUUUUGAAUGAGUUACUACAGUCUUCGUCGACAAAAAUUUCAGUUAUAAAAACAUACUACAUUAAUAAAACAAAAAAAAAUUAACAAAUAUUUUAUUUUUAGCAAUUUGUUUAUAAUGGCAUUAUAACACUAAUUAUAAUAAUAAUUAACGACUAAUUGCUAAGUACAAUACACUGCUAUUGUUCAGAUUCGGAACCAGUUUCUUGAUCUGUAGAGCACUCUGGUGGAAUGUCUUCAUUAGCAGGCCGCAGGGAGUUAUAAAACCCAUGGUACAUUGCUGGUAUCAAAUUGGUUUUACAUAAACUUAAUAGACCAUUUAAUUUUUUACUGUCAAUUGGUAAAAGACCUUGGUAUAAACGUGGUAGUUUAUAUUCUUGGGGUUUACGUAAUUUUGAUGUUGCGAUGUCGAGUCCUUUGUAAUUUUCUGCAAAACUGUAGGUAAAAUAAACUUUAUAAGGAUUCUUCGGAUCGAAGUGAAUUUCCCUAAUUUUGCUUAUCUUUACCACCUCCGCAGUGUUAGUUUUCUUCCAGUUCUGUUUCUGAACCAUUGGUUUAAAACUAAAAAAGUCUUCUUGAGACAUUUCCUUCACUCUAUACUGUGGAGAAGUAACUUUUGCCAUCUUUAUGAGGCUAAUCCACUGGUCAGGAGUAUAAAUAUUCGAAUGUCGUUUCUUUGCAACUUCUAUAACAGCGUGCAUGCUGUCAUUUUCGUUCUGGGUAUGACCAAUCUCAAGAAAACGGUGUGUUAUUUCCAGAUCCAAAGUCACCGAUGCAUGAGCAAACAUCGAAAAAAUAAAACGAUUGCGGUUUUGCCCUCCGCAAUUGUCGGAGUAUAACACGACUUUUCGAAUGCCAUCUCGUUUUGCACCUUUUAAAAAAUGCCAUAAACAGCUUGCAAUUUCAUUCGGCCCCCUUUUUGAUAUUUGUUCAUGCCAUACGUAGCAAUAUCCUUGAUUAUUGCCCAAGUCUUAAAUAGUAAAAUUAUAAGUUGCAAGCUUACUCUUAUAAUAAAAGUUACUUACCUCUGACUUGGGUGUUACUAAUACUUUCUGCAAAUCGAAGCAUAUUGUUAAAAACGAUUUAUCACUUUUGGACAAUUCCUUAUUAGCAUCUUUCAGAUUUCUAACAGAUUCUUUGUUUAAAACAUGGCUAUUGUAAUUUUCUUCCAUUGAUUGAGUUCUUUUCUCUGUAUCUGUAUUGUUAUACGCACUGCAUACUGAACACUGAUCUUUCUUAGGCUUGAAAAAUGCAAUGUUGAAUUGUGAGUUUAAAGUAUCCCUGUAUUGUCUAACUGUAGCGACGACACCCCAUUUUUUGAGUUUGGCAUAUUCCACGUACAUUCGGUGCAUUACAGAUAUGUUUAAGCCCUCUUCUAAGUACAUGCGUUUUGAGUUUUUCCUUGUAUAAUGAGAAGGUACAAGUGGAAAUAAUUUUAUGUGUUCUACAAUGUUAUCUUUUACACUAUCCGGGAUCUUGUGCGGUCUAGUAUUAUGUUUUCCUCUCUUAUCUGCUUCUAUGGUACCAGCUACACUAAUUUUUUUCAAUGCAGUGCUAACAAAAGUUUCAGAAAUCGCAAGUGUAUUUAAGAACAUUGUCUUGCAAAUUUGUUUCUCGGUAUUACCAAUAUUAAAUUUAUAUUUGCGCGAAAAGUUUCUCCUAGAAUUGUUUACAGUGAUUUGCGUUUUACCUUGUUGUGUCACGCACCUUGCAAGAAAAUCCCACUGCCUGGUAUGAUCUCCAAGUUUCCAAAAUUCGUCAAAAAUUACUUGUCUUGUUUCAAAAUUUAAUAUGCUAUUACAUUUAUAUCUGUAAAUAUCCUUACAAGGAACCUUCAUCUUCUUUGCAGGUAUAAACUUAUCCUUGCGGUUCUUAUGUUCCAGACCGCUAUUAAAUUCUCUUUUGACUUUUUUGUCAAUCCAUUUGUUCUCAUUUCUAACUCGAUUUCUUCCUAUCUUAACAUUUUCUGAUACUUUUCGCUUUCUUUUUGAUGAUGGUCUGUCUAAUGACACAUUACUUCUCUUGUUAUCAGAUAGAUUCAAAUUUUCGUUUUCGGCUUCUGAUUCUGAGGGAACAUAGUUUGGAUCAUCAUCGGAAUAAUUAGCAGGAAAUAUGUUGGUAUUAAUGUUAACGGUAUUAUUGUUGUCGUUACUUUCAUUUUCGUUGUCU
Molecule: messenger RNA, 3831 nt
Organism: Diabrotica balteata
Lineage: Eukaryota; Metazoa; Arthropoda; Insecta; Coleoptera; Chrysomelidae
Source: the annotation of a GenBank genome assembly